Molecule: messenger RNA, 819 nt
Organism: Aspergillus fischeri NRRL 181
Lineage: Eukaryota; Fungi; Ascomycota; Eurotiomycetes; Eurotiales; Aspergillaceae
Exons: 2
Coding region: 1-819 (272 amino acids)
Molecular function (GO): nucleic acid binding
Source: RefSeq, a predicted model, not a curated record
AUGGCACCCCAAACCUCGACUCGCGAUAUACAAAUGAUCGACUCCAUCGGCGCUCUGGAGAAAUUACUCAACGAGCUCGAUUACCCCUCGCAUAAACCCGCCGCUCUGUUCUUCGACGUCCAAACCAUCAAUCCAAGAGAAACGGCUCAAUCUCAAUUAUCUCCCUCUUCGUUCGACCAAUCAAAAAGUCUCGCCGAUAACUCGCUCAAGCUCCUGCUUGAAUCUCCCGCCGCGUCAAAGAUCUUAUUCGACGUCGGAAACGCCUCUGCCGCGCUGUUCAAGCAUCACGGGAUUUGCCUGAACGGAAUCAAAGACCUCCAGGUUAUGCAACUCGCAACGCAGGAUCCACGCGCCCAGCAAGCUCAAGCCGCAAGCUUGGGGACCUGCGUCGAGAAAGACGCGCAUAUUCCUCCACGGUCUCUCGCGCUGUGGAAGCAGGUGCACAGCACUGUGAAGCAACUGCGUGAUCCGGCCAAGGGAGGAAGCGACGCUGUGUUCAAAGAGCGGCCUCUCAGGAAGACAAUCCUCGAUUAUCAUUUGCAGAACGUUUUGAUCCUACCGUGGCUGUGGGUCGUUUACUGCGAAACGCUCUGCAAGCCGAACAAUGCCUUCUGGCGGAGCAUGGUCUUUCACACGGUCCGGGAUAGGAUUAGAGAAUCGAUGGACCCCGCUCGCACCGGUGGAGCUGAUGCCAAACAUUGGGGUUGGAGUAGGGAGUUUAUUGAGACUAGCAAGCUCGGAUGGAACGAGGAUAUACUUCUUGAGCUUGAGGGAAUUCCCAUGGUGGGCCGCUGCUGGCUUGAUCCCAACUUUUUCUGA